Trifolium pratense (red clover) is the source of this 2239-nucleotide messenger RNA. Its product is annotated as transcription factor PIF4-like. The record is from RefSeq and is a predicted model, not a curated record. The coding region runs from base 229 to 1872 and encodes 547 amino acids. Gene Ontology annotation, cellular component: nucleus. The transcript is spliced from 8 exons. Gene Ontology annotation, biological process: regulation of DNA-templated transcription. NCBI's taxonomy places the organism in Eukaryota, Viridiplantae, Streptophyta, Magnoliopsida, Fabales, Fabaceae. Gene Ontology annotation, molecular function: DNA-binding transcription factor activity; protein dimerization activity.
UCCCUCUCUUACUUGUUGUUAAAAACUCUCUACUCUAGUUCAUAAUUUGUUCUCACACUUCCCAAAACAUAAGGACACACUCAAAAACAGGAGAAAAAACAGAGAACAAACAAAGGAGCUUCUGUGUCAACAAACAAGUCAGAGAAACAAAGAAAGAAAGAAAGAAAGAAAAAUAAAACUCUGUAUUAGCUCAGGUAUCUGGUUUGGUUCAGUUUGGUUCGGUUAGCGAUGAACAACACUUUUCCUGAAUGGAAUUUUGGUAGCGAUACUUUUGUCGCCAAUCAAAAGAAGCAACCUAUGGGGCUAGACCAUGAACUUGUGGAGCUUCUAUGGCAUAAUGGACAAGUAGUAUUACAUAGCCAAACAAAUAAGAAACCACUUGUGAAUACAACUUCAAACACUUCAAGACAAGUUCAUAAGAAUCUUCAAUCAACAACAUUAAGUAACUUGAUUCAAGCCGAUGAAACAGUUUCAUGGAUCCAACAAUUUCCUCUUGAGGAUCCACUUGAACAAGAAUUAUGUUCAAAUCUAUUAAAUGAACUUCCACCUUGUGAUGUUGAGUCUUACAAUUCACAAACAACGAAUACAAAACCAUCAUUUGUUGAAGAAUUCUCGGGAAUUCCUAUGCCGGCUCCAAGAUUUCAUCAUCAUGUUUCCGAUUCAUCGCAGAGAAACAAUGAUUUGUGUGGAACAAAUAAGGUUGUAAACUUUUCUCACUUUUCAAGACUACCUAAUGUUUCUUUAGCAACUUCUAACGGCGAUGAUGCAAAGUUUAGAGACAAAAUUACCGGUAAUUUCUCACAAUGUGAUAUUAGAGAGUGUUCGACAAUGACAGUUGGUUCGAGUUAUUGUGGAAGCAAUCACGUCCAACAAGAUCCGGAUGUAAGCAGGGUAUCAAGCAACGGUGUUUGGACUACUAUCUCUACCGAGCCGGAAAUAAUCAAAGGUGAUGUUCACAAAACAAUUCCUCGGCAUGAGAAAGGGAAAUCGGAGAUGCUUGAACCGGUGGUUACUUCAUCUUCUGGUGGUUCGGGAAGUAGCCUUGGAAAAACUUGUUCCUUAUCUACAAGAAGCCACGGACAAAAGAGAAAAGAGAUAGACGUUGAAGAUUCAGUCGAACAAAGUGAGGACACGGAAUUUAAACCAGCCGUGCGAAAGAAGGUAUCUCAGAAGUCAGGGUCAGCUCGAAGGAACCGGGCUGCUGAAGUGCAUAAUCUUUCAGAAAGGGUAAGGAUUUGCUACCUCUCUAGAAGACUGAAUUUUUCAAAAAGUUUUGAACUUAUCAGAAGAAUCAUUUUUUUAUCAUCGCAGAGGCGAAGAGAUAGGAUUAAUGAGAAGAUGAAAGCGUUGCAACAACUCAUACCUCACAGUAGUAAGACAGACAAAGCAUCAAUGUUAGAAGAAGCAAUUGAUUACUUGAAAUCACUUCAGUUACAACUUCAGGUAAUGUGGAUGGGAUCUGGCAUGCAACCAAUGAUGCUACCAGGAUUUCAACAAUAUAUGUCACAAAUGAGCAUGGGAAUGACUACACCUUCAUUUCCUCCGAUUCAAAAUCCGAUGCAAGUACCGAGAAUGCCUCUUGAUCCAUCCGUGUCUUCGCCUCAGACACCAAAUCAGACAUUAAUGUGCCAAAAUCCUCUAUUAGGUGCCUUUAAUUAUCAAAAUCAGAUACAAAAUCCAGCUCUUUCAGAGCAGUACGCGCGUUACAUGGGCUAUCAUCUUAUGCAAAAUGCUUCUCAGCCAAUGAAUAUGUACAGAUAUGGUCCCCAAACUGUACAAAAUAGUCAAACAAUGAUUCCAACCAGCAAUAGUAGUGGACCAAUGAAUGGAGCUGCAAACAUUAAUGAUGCUUUGAGUGGUAAAAUGGGUUAAUAAUUAGUUAGAAGCAUGCCUAUAGGAACCUAUGGUGUAACCAACAAAUUGCAAGAUGAAAGAAGCCUUAAAGCAUGAUUUCAACUAUGAAUAUAUGGAUGCAUAUAUAGUCCACUUGAUUAAUAUACAAGUGACUUAUUUUUUGGAUCCGUUAAGAGUCUCACAUUAGAUAAGACAUGGUCCGUAAAUAUAUUUAGAAGUAGGAGGCAUUCUUCAUUUUAUAAGUCAGAUUUGUAGGGUUGAGUUAGUUCCAACCCAUUUUUUUAAGAGAAUCUAUCGGUGGUGGUUGUACAAUGUUAGUGUCCAAAUAAAAAAUAGGAGCAAUAAAAAUGGUCUAAAAUGGAAAUAAAAAGAAAGAAUUAUGAUA